This is a messenger RNA of Phragmites australis (common reed), 1977 nucleotides long. RefSeq names its product probable anion transporter 7. Bases 555 to 1865 code for a protein of 436 amino acids. The transcript is spliced from 2 exons. Gene Ontology annotation, biological process: transmembrane transport. Gene Ontology annotation, molecular function: transmembrane transporter activity. The record is from RefSeq and is a predicted model, not a curated record. NCBI's taxonomy places the organism in Eukaryota, Viridiplantae, Streptophyta, Magnoliopsida, Poales, Poaceae.
UUUGGGGGAAGUCGCAAGUCGAAACUCCGGCGGCCAACGCUGAACUGAACAAACUCUGUCGUCGUCGUCCUCCUCCUCGACCGCUUCCCCUUCCCCUGCGUUGCCAGCGGGCACUCAGCCUCGACGGCUCCACGGAAGGGGAGCGCGCUGCCGACCUCCAAGUAAGUCGGGCUCGCUGCGUCCUCCUCCUCUUCCUCCUGACCCCCUCUACUGCACUGGCGCGAAGCGGAGAUCCACCGGGAACCGGACUGAUUUCUUCUCCUGUCGCAGGUAUCUUUGAUUAACGUGGAUCAUAUUGAGUUUGGCUGUGCUGAUUUGCUUGCGAGAUCAGUAAACUGCCAUGGAUAUGUGAAGCACAAGUGAAGAUGCCGGCAUUUUUUUCACAUCGGCGAAUGUACACUUUGUCAGUUUCAGAUCUUACUCUACUACCCCUUGAGAUGGAAGGAAGAGAUGCAUGCUUAUGGUAAAUCCCGGUGAAUAUUCGUUGGAGGUCAGCAAGUGAUGCCCUGACUAAGACUGAUAAGAAAAUCAGCGUGCUUCAUCUCUGAUAAUCAAUGAUGAGAAUGAAGUUCCCAAAACGUUACGCCAUAGUAUUGCUUACAUUCAUAUGCACAAAUGUUUGUUACAUUGAGCGUGUGGGUUUCUCUAUUGCUUACACUGUCGCAGCUGAUGCCAUUGGUGUGAAUCAAGCAAAAAAGGGCAUGAUACUCUCCAUGUUCUAUUACGGUUAUGUUUUGUCGCAAAUUCCUGGUGGAUGGGCAGCGCAGAGAAUGGGAGGUAGACGUGUUCUGCUACUAUCGUUCGUGUUGUGGUCUUUGAUAUGUGGUUUAAUUCCACUAGACCCCAACAGAGUAAUCAUUCUGGUGCUUUCUCGCCUAUUUGUUGGUGUAGCACAAGGUUUCAUAUUUCCUGCCAUUCACACUGUUCUGGCGCAAUGGGUGCCACCUCAGGAGCGCUCUCGGUCAGUGUCUCUCACUACCUCAGGGAUGUACCUUGGUGCAGCCUGUGGUAUGCUUAUGUUUCCAAGUCUGGUGAAGCACAUGGGACCCAAAUCGGUUUUCUUUGUUGAAUCAGUAUUGGGAGUAGCAUGGUCAGUAAUAUGGUUGAAGUUUUCCAGUGAUCCACCUCGUACUGACCUUCCGAAGGUAGCAAUGCCAAAAGUGGCAUCACGAGAUAAGAUUAAGGCCCAAGCAGGAGGGGUUGUUGCACCUCGCACUGUAAAGAUCCCAUGGAGAAGGAUAAUCUUCAGUUUACCUGUUUGGGCAAUUGUUGUAAACAAUUUCACCUUCCACUAUGCCCUGUAUGUUCUUAUGAACUGGCUCCCUACCUAUUUUGAGUUAGGCCUUCAGCUUAGCCUCCAAGAUAUGGGUUCAUCAAAGAUGCUUCCCUAUUUCAAUAUGUUCAUUUUUUCUAAUAUCGGUGGAGUGGUUGCUGAUCACUUGAUUACAAGAAGGAUUUUAUCUAUUACAAAGACAAGGAAACUCCUGAACACCAUUGGGUUUGUUGUCUCAGCUGUUGCACUUAUGGCCCUUCCUUUAUUCAGUACACCCUCAGGCACUAUAAUCUGUUCAUCGAUAUCUCUUGGUUUUCUGGCUCUAGGAAGAGCAGGAUUUGCUGUAAAUCAUAUGGAUGUUGCUCCAAAGUUUGCAGGGAUAGUAAUGGGGGUUUCGAAUACAGCUGGGACACUGGCUGGAAUUGUUGGUGUCGGCCUCACCGGAACUAUUCUGGAUGGGGCAAAGGCUUCUAACAAGGAUCUGACAAGCAGGGAAACCUGGAAAACAGUCUUCUUUGUUCCAGGAUACCUAUGUAUUUUCAGUUCCAUUAUUUUUUUGCUUUUUUCAACCGGUGAAAAGAUUUUCGAAUAGAGGAAAUUAUUUUUACUUGUUAUUAUCUUAUGUUAAUCAUUACGGCGAGACAGGAUAGCUAUAUGGCAAUCUCACAUGUAUCUGUUUAGCACUUACUAAACUUCAGAGUUCA